This is a messenger RNA of Suillus plorans, 987 nucleotides long. RefSeq lists its product as uncharacterized. The transcript is spliced from 13 exons. NCBI's taxonomy places the organism in Eukaryota, Fungi, Basidiomycota, Agaricomycetes, Boletales, Suillaceae. The record is from RefSeq and is a predicted model, not a curated record. Bases 1 to 987 code for a protein of 328 amino acids.
AUGACCAUAGUCUCAAAUGAUCCCACUUUGUGGCCGUUCAUCAAUGCAUAUCGUUGUUCCAGCUAUUUUGGAGUUGCCGCCUUUGUUGUAAUGUCAUAUGAUUGGGCACUCACAUUCGGACAAGAGGUUGAACUCAUCUGGAGGCAACGCUGGUCCCUAAUGACAGUGAUGUAUCUCAGUGUGCGCUACCUUGGAAUCCUAGUUGCUGUCCUGGAUAUCCUGAUCGGUAUUCCGACCAUCUUGCUGACAGAUACAACUUCAGGAGAGGAACUCGUUCUCUCCGGCACCUACCAGUGCACAAUUGGCUAUACAGGAGAUACCCCCGUUCUGGAUUCUGUUUUGUGGAUAAUCUUCAUUGUUUGGGAGGUCCUCACACUAUGUCUCGCAGUCUGGAUUGGGGUAAAACACUUCCGUGAACUGCGAUUACAUUCAGCAGGAGAGAUUAUCGGGGACUUUUUUAUGGUGUUGAUGAAAACUCACGUGGUUUACUUUGCGAACUUUGUUGCUGUCUCUUGCUUCGAGCUCAUUAUUGAAUUCUCUCCCACAUCAUCAACGAUCCUAGAAGAUCAGACUUUGUCUGGCUCGUUUGAGAUUUUGAUGGUCGUGCAGAUGUUCGUGCUAGGACCACGGCUGAUCCUUGGCAUUCGAGAAUAUAAUGCUGAACUUGUGGCUGACUCUGACGCAGCAACCGGCAUGACCUCAAUCGCUUUCCAAGACCCCCUUGUUCGCCUAACAAUGUACGGGGCACAGCGCCGCCCUAGCGGUGCUCCAGAAAAUCAGCCAAUGAACGACACGAACUCGAAUCCAUACCAGUUUGGUUCCCCAGGCCACGACUCAAACCCGAGUCCAUACCAGUUUCCACCUCUACUGACUCCUGGAACCCCGCUAUCGAAUGCUGGCGGUCAUGUGCUGCCACAGGUGGAUGAUUUUUUCAGUCGACCGCCUCAGGCUGGUGAAGCCGCAAAGCCGCCGGCGCAGGAAUAUUGA